CACGGCGCACUAGUCCUGGCGACGUCGUUGAGUUAAACAAAUUCGAAUCAUUUAUUCUGCUUCCUAGCUCCUCCUAUCAGGACGAUCUACAAGGAGGAAAUUUACUGUCGGUCGGGUGUCAUGCCAGAAGUCAGUGCCAUGACUCAUAAGUGAGCAAGGAGUUGCUUUGGUGCAGCAUAUUCAUAAACAUGAAUAUGCUACGCGAGUGGUCACCGCUGGUGGAGUUGGUCAACAAAAUUCCAGUAACUGUUCAGCGGGGCCUGCUGUUUCACGAUGUGUCCAUCACCUGCAUCGAUCUGGUACCGGAAUUCAUCGCUAUCGGCACGAACGUGGGGCUGGUGUUUUGGUACAACCGGAAGAGUGGUGAAAUCGAACGGCUGGCGACGGAAGGUGGCUCGCAGGAGCUGACCAGCGUACGGAUUAUAUCGACCGUUGAGUACAUGGUGGCGGUCGGCUGUCGAGAGGGGAAUCUAAACAUAUUCCAAAUCCCCAAAACACCCCCACCGGACGUUUGCGCAGAGUUGCUGCUGAAAGCGAAACCGAUCGAACGGUACACGGUGCGCGGACUGCAUCGAGCAUCGGUCUGCGAGCUCGUGUGGUCGAAGAAUGGAAUGCGGCUGUUCUCGGGCGACGCGGCUGGCGCGGUGGUUCUGACUGAGAUCGGGUACGCCUCGAAAACCUGCCAAUCGCGUGAAAUCAUCAACGAACGGUACGAAAUAGUCCAGAUGGAUCUGCGACAGGGCAAGCUGCUGGUGUCGAGCUCGUUUCGCACGGUAAUCUGCAGCCCGGAGGACGGCGGUCAACGGUGGCGAGUGGCACAGGUGGGAAAGAAGGACCGUAAAAUGCUGGCCCCAUUCGGUGCAGUGUUUGCUACCGUGCACGGCAAGCAGCAAAUCGUUUCGACACGCUCGGGCUUUCGGUUAUGGUUGGCCGACGAUGAAGGAAACGUAGCACAGACCCUUAUCUUCAAGGAGCUAAUGCGUGCCCCGUGCCCGGAGAUAGGUCUGCUCAAUCCGAGCCGCAAUCCGAUAAGAAUUCCUACCACCUUCGGCAAGCUGUACCCGUUCGAAGCGAACCAGAUAGUCUCGGUGGCCAAUGGGGCACUUUUUCUACUCGACCUUGAGCGAAUGGCCGUCGUAGGAACGCUCACAAGACUCCGUCACAUUCUAGACGUGGCCGUCGAUCGGAACGAAAUACUCAUUCUCGAAAAUGCCCGCUCUCUAGUACGCAUUGCAACCCUUCCCGAUAGCAGCCAGACGACGAUUGUGCUUAAGAAUUUGGAACUUUUUGUGAGCGCCGAGUCACAGGUCGUCCUUGCGGACGAAUGUUACGAGGAAACGCCGGUGGAGAUGAUACGCAACGGGGAAUCGCCUACCAGUUCAGCACCGGGUGAUGACGAUCGACAGACGAUGGCAUCGUCGUCCUCGUCAUCCACCGAUCAGACGGAUGGUGGUGGGGGGGACGACGUGCGGUUAAUUAACAGCCACAUGAAAAAACUGGAACUGUUCGAGACGCUGAAUGAGCUGAAGUACGAUGAGUCGAUCCUGUUCAAAAGCGGUCGCAGCCAUCGACGCAAGCAUCGGGCGAAGGUGAACCCCAUUGUCGAGAUCGGGCAGAUCCCGAAGGAGGUAGAAACGGACGACGCUACAUUGGGAAGCUAGGAAUAAAAGAAGGAGGUGGCGUGACCAUUACAUUAGAAAGUAAUCUUAUAUUACGCUUGUUUUUGUGACGUUUUGGCCGGAAAUGAUCUAAGGUGAUAAAACCGUGGGUGUUUUUAACCGUUGCCCUUCACUCUAUGCCGUUAAAGCAUUUGCUUCACAAAGUGAAACGAAAAAAAAUGGAACGCUUAAAUCCCUUCAAAGGGACCCACAUAUUUUUUCCGCUGUUAGCUAGUUUUUCUUUCUUAUUUACAUGCAUGUUAAAAUUUCGUUUCGUUACUUUUAAGUGAUACGCACGGAGCGCACUGGCUUUAAAUGUGAUUAUACUACAGUAGAAAUAAUAAAAUAUUUUGA
This is a messenger RNA of Anopheles coustani, 2012 nucleotides long. Its product is annotated as WD repeat-containing protein CG11141. NCBI's taxonomy places the organism in Eukaryota, Metazoa, Arthropoda, Insecta, Diptera, Culicidae. The transcript has a single exon. Bases 189 to 1661 code for a protein of 490 amino acids. The record is from RefSeq and is a predicted model, not a curated record. Gene Ontology annotation, molecular function: protein binding.